AUGGCAGAAGAGUUCGGGCUCGAUCAGUUCCACUUCCGUCGCGGCCAGUGCUGCGUCGGCCACCGCGAGUUCGGCGGCGGAAGGCUGCGUGGAGGUAAGUUGGUUCCGCCGUGGAAUUGCACGCGGAAAUCGUUGGUGGCCGGGAAUCUUCCGGACGGCGUGGGAAGAGUGUCCGCCGAGGUGGAUGAUCAAGGAGCUCGUCGUCUACGACGUCCGGAGAUGAAGGGCUGUGGACAAGAGCGUCGUUGCCACUCGAGGAUUGAACUGAGAGACCAGGUCGGCGUCGAUAUCGAGGAGGACCGGCUCGACCACGGCGCCAUUGUCGACGCGACGCCG
This is a messenger RNA of Mesorhabditis spiculigera, 336 nucleotides long. Lineage: Eukaryota; Metazoa; Nematoda; Chromadorea; Rhabditida; Rhabditidae. The record is from the annotation of a GenBank genome assembly.